Molecule: messenger RNA, 951 nt
Organism: Eublepharis macularius
Lineage: Eukaryota; Metazoa; Chordata; Lepidosauria; Squamata; Eublepharidae
Product: olfactory receptor 5F1-like
Exons: 1
Coding region: 1-951 (316 amino acids)
Biological process (GO): G protein-coupled receptor signaling pathway
Cellular component (GO): membrane
Molecular function (GO): G protein-coupled receptor activity; olfactory receptor activity
Source: RefSeq, a predicted model, not a curated record
AUGGACUUCAUCGAGCCUCUGGGGAGACAAAACCAGACCAGAGGUACAGAGUUUGUCCUCUUGGGAUUCUCUGUUGAUGCAAAGAAACAGACUCUGCUCUUUGCUCUUGGACUAUUCGUCUAUCUAUUAACUUUGGCAGGGAAUCUAGCCAUCAUUACAUUGAUCCGAAUAGAUCAGUGCCUCCAAACUCCCAUGUACUUCCUCCUAGGGAAUCUGUCUUUUAUUGAGAUCUGCUAUACUUCCACCACUGUCCCUAAGAUGUUGUGGGACCUUUUGUUGGGAGACAAGACCAUCUCUUUCAUAGGAUGUGCACUCCAAAUGUAUUUCUUUGUGACAUUAGGGGGCACAGAGUGUGUGCUUCUCUCAGCUAUGGCAUACGACCGCUAUGCAGCUAUCUGCCACCCACUACGCUACACCCUUCUCAUGAGCCAGAAAAUACAAUGGGGACUCCUGGCAUCUUCCUGGGCUAUUGGAAACUUCAACUCCAUCAUCAAUACAGCUUUGGUCUUUUCCCUUGACUUCUGCCACUCCAAUAAAAUUGACCACUUUUUCUGUGACAUUCCUCCUCUCCUGCAACUGUCUUGCUCUGAUACAUUGGUUAGCCAGUGGGUGACCUUUACCAUCUCUGGGUGUGUCAUCAUUGCACCAUUCUGCCUGACACUUCUCUCCUAUAUCCUCAUUGUCUCUUCUGUUCUGAAAAUCCGUACAGCUCAGGGUAGAAUCAAGGCGUUUUCCACUUGUGCUUCCCAUCUCACUGUGGUGGGCAUCUUUUAUGGCACCAUCAUAUACACCUACAUACGCCCAUCUUCCAGUCAUUCCAUGGAACAGGACCGCCUGGUUUCUGUGCUAUAUGCCAUCAUUACUCCAAUGCUCAAUCCCCUGAUAUACAGUCUUAGGAAUAAAGAAGUUCAGGGAGCAGUUCGGCGAGCCCUUAAUAAGAGCUCGUGGUAG